AUGACUGAAACAGACAUACAAACUACUAAUCAACUAGACUGUUUUAAAAAAUUCUUUGUUUUUGAUGACGGAUAUUCUUCACUUAAAGAAGUCGGUAUUAAUAGUGGAUUUGAUACAAUGGAUAUUAGGUCCAUUGCAUGGAGAAUCUUUUUAGGAGCACUACAUGGAGUUUGUGGUAAUGGAUGGAUUAAAGAAACACAACAACAACGAAACAAAUAUCAAAUACUUGUUGACAAAUUAGAAAAUGGACCUAUAAGAGAAAAAAAUUUAAAAAAGUUAACAGAAGAGAGUGAUACUAUUCCAGACCCAUUAUCAAUUAAUGAACAAAACCCUUGGUGUCAACACUUUAAUGAAAUGGAUGUUGAAAAAAGAGUUGGAGUUGAUAUUUUACGUUUAUUUAGUGAAUAUGAUUUCUUUAGAAAUGACCAAGUUAGGGAACAUAUCAAAAGGGUUUGUGUCAUAUACUCACUAGAACAUAGUGAAUUACAAUAUAAUCAAGGAUUUCAUGAAUUAGUAGGUGUAUUAUAUUAUUGUAUAUCAAGAGAUAUUCAAUCAUGGAAAGGAACAAAAGAAGUUAUGGACAAUCUUAUGAAAGAUGAGUUUAAAGAAAAUAUCAAUGCAGAUGUAUAUAAAGUAAUGUCUUAUAUUUUUGAUGAACAAUACAUGGAACAUGAUGCAUAUACUAUGUUUGAUUUACUAAUGCAUAGUGUUACAGAUUUUUAUGACCCAAAUGAAACAAGAAAUUCUACAAUUGAAUCACCUGAUGGGUCUGCUACACAUACUAAAUUAAUGAUAAAAUGUGAUAAAUUAUUUAAAGAAUUAGAAAAAUUAGAUAACCAAUUGUAUUUACAUCUUAAAUAUGAAGGAAUUCAUUUAGUCAUAUUUGGAACUCGUUGGUUACGUUUAUUAUUUGAUCGAGAAUUCCAUGUAAUGGAUGUUCUUAAUGUAUGGGAUGCGAUCUUUGCUUAUGGAAACAAUUUAGAAUUUGUUGAUUACUUAUUCCUUGCAAUGAUGAUCCAAAUAAGAGAACCUAUUUUAGAAUCAUCACAAUAUUCAACGACAAUGAUGUUAUUCAUGAAAUAUCCAGACAUAAAAGAUAUACAUGAUGUUAUUAAUUUAGCAAAAGAACUUGCAGAUAAAAAAGGAGAUUAUGACCCAUUACCUUAUAUCAAACCAUUAUCUGGAACUACCCUCACUCAAAAAGUUAUGGAAAUGGGAACUAAACAAAGGGCUCAAAAGAAACAAGAAGAAUUUACUGUUCCUAAGCACGUUCAAGAAGAUCGGUCUAUUGUAGAACAACAACAAGAACAAGAAAAAGUAGAACAACAAAAGAAAAAAGAAGAGGUUGAAACAAAUGAAUUAGUAAAACAACGAAUUAAACAUAGUAUCCAAUUAUUAAGUUCAUCAAUUAAUAAUGAAGGUGUCAUUUCUGAUCCUUCUGGAGUUGUAGAAGCAUUAUCAGAAUUAAAAUUAGUUAAUGCAGUAAUGAAUGGAUUAUUACCAACAGAACUUGCUGAUGGAUAUUUUAAUAUUUUUGAUAAAAAAGAAUAA
Molecule: messenger RNA, 1551 nt
Organism: Entamoeba dispar SAW760
Lineage: Eukaryota; Evosea; Mastigamoebida; Endamoebidae
Exons: 2
Coding region: 1-1551 (516 amino acids)
Biological process (GO): activation of GTPase activity
Molecular function (GO): GTPase activator activity
Source: RefSeq, a predicted model, not a curated record